Molecule: messenger RNA, 911 nt
Organism: Raphanus sativus (radish)
Lineage: Eukaryota; Viridiplantae; Streptophyta; Magnoliopsida; Brassicales; Brassicaceae
Exons: 4
Source: RefSeq, a predicted model, not a curated record
AAAUCAAAGAUCCUGUCAAGUUAUCUAGCAAACUUACCAGAGCUCUCUACAGGAAGCUACAGCAUAGCCCUAACACUUGGGUAGCUUACACUACUUCGAGAGUUGGAUCAGCUAGGUUCCCUGAACGGUACCAAGCGUCCUUCCCUGAUUCAGUGACGGUUGCUGGUUUAGAAGUUUCUGAAGGUGAUUCCAUUCUCGAAGUUUCCUCCGGAGCAAGUACUUCUUCGAAGACUCAAUCACAGAAGAUGCCAAUUCAACCUUCCUUCCGUUCCAGGGGUAGAUCGACCAAGGCUGCCAGCUCCUCUAGAGGGAGUGAUAAGAACCAAGGGGGAUCCUUCCUCGACUCUGUGAAGGAGGUUCUUGAUGAAGGAGGCUCUGCCCCUGCUAAAGGUGUCGUCUCUUCGGAACCCAAGGUUCAGGAAGUUGGCCUUCCCUCCGAGGUCCCGAUGACUGAAGCUGAUCCUCAAGUAAUGAGGGACCCCCCGGAGUCUGAGCCCCCGAGGAACAAGAGGUCCCGAACCGACCAGGUUGAUAGACCUUCGAGGUCUUCCUCCUCCUCCUCUAGAGGAGGAACCGUUGGCUGGACCUUUUCUCAUUCAAAGCCUGGAUCGGUCUUGGACGAUCCGUGGGGUUUGGCUACUCUGAUGAGGCACAUGAAGAGUCCCGGGUGUCCCCUCCCCUCGAUCUCCAAUAUCACGCACAAGGAUGAGUACGUCGAUAUUGCUCAUCACAUGGGUCAGCUGGCUGGAGCUAUUAACAGAGCUCAAUUCAAGUUUGAGGACGCUGUACACAAUGCUCCUAGCGCUGAGGAGUUAGCCCAGUUUUUGGCUUUAGUCGUGAAAUAUGACAGCUUGAUUAUAAUCGAAUCUUGUGUUAAGUCUGAAAGACUUUGGUCGUUUUUAGUUCCUUAA